AUGUCUUCACACGAGCUUUAUCGCUACACCCCGUCUUUGGCGGCAGCAGUUCUCUUCAUAGUUUUGUUCAUCUUCAUAACAGCCUAUCAUGCCUACCAAAUGGCCCAAGCGCGAGCCUGGUAUUUUACCUGCUUUGUGCUGGGCGGAAUAUUCCAAAUCAUUGGAUACAUUGCGCGUGCAUUAGCACAUAGCAACACCCAAAGCAUACCCAUAUACGCUAUGCAAGCUAUCCUAAUUUUACUCGCACCACCUCUCUAUGCUGCGACGAUCUACAUGACACUCGGACGGCUUAUUACUCUCCUCGACGCGGAAAGACUGAGUCUUGUACCAAUCAGAUGGCUUACGGCGGUUUUCGUCACUGGAGAUGUACUAUCUUUUCUUCUGCAAGGAGCUGGCGGCGGCAUUAUGGCCAGCGGCACUCUCAGCGGAAUGACCACCGGUGAAAACGUAAUCAUGGGUGGACUAGCCAUCCAACUCAUCUUCUUCAGUGUUUUUGUGAUAGUUGCGACACUCUUUCACUAUCGCAUCCAUCAAAAUCCCACAGAGAAGUCGAUGUCUACGUGCAUUGCGCGGAGUGGUUGGCGCACCCCUAAUUGGGAGACGACUAUGGUAGGAUUAUAUAUCGCCAGUAUACUAAUCUUGAUACGGUCGGUUUUUCGCAUGAUCGAGUAUGCUGGCGGGAAUGAUGGAUAUUUGAUGAGCCAUGAGGCUUUCAGCUAUGUUUUUGAUGCGAUGCUGAUGUUCUUUGCGAUGAUUGUGAUUAGCGUACUUCAUCCGUCUAAGGUUCUGGGUUCGGGCAAAGCGGAGAAGGCGGAUAAAAGGGAGAGUGUACAGUUGCAGAGGUUGUAUUCUGCUUGA
Molecule: messenger RNA, 858 nt
Organism: Aspergillus tubingensis
Lineage: Eukaryota; Fungi; Ascomycota; Eurotiomycetes; Eurotiales; Aspergillaceae
Product: RTA1 domain-containing protein
Exons: 3
Coding region: 1-858 (285 amino acids)
Cellular component (GO): membrane
Source: RefSeq, a predicted model, not a curated record